AUGAAAACAUAUUCGUUUGGACCACAUCUCAUUCGAUCAAGUCAAGUAUUUUUUCUUUCCAAGAAAUGUUUUGGAUUUGUCAAUUUAAAACCAGUUGCAAAAUACCGUGAUUUGAAUCCCGAUGAAGUGACCGAUUUAUUUUUGAAUGCACAAAAAAUUGGUCAAGUUGUCGAAAGAGAAUAUCAAGGGACUUCAUUAACUUUAACAAUUCAGGCAAGUAAAAAAAUCAUAAUUUAUAUCUUGUAUUUAUAUGUAUUUAUUAAAUUACCAAAAUCGAUAAUACAGGAUGGACCCGAAGCUGGACAAACAGUACCUCAUUGUCAUUUACAUAUAAUCCCAAGAAAAGUAGGAGAUUGGGCGAACAAUGAUGACAUUUAUGAAGACAUUGAUAAAUCUACUAGAGUUGAUAAUGAAGAGAGACCUCCGAGAAGUUUUGAAGAAAUGGAAAAGGAAGCUAAUUUCUUGAGAUCGUUUUUUCAAUCUGAUGAUAUUAAUUAUAACUAA
Messenger RNA from Funneliformis geosporum, 504 nucleotides. The record is from the annotation of a GenBank genome assembly. NCBI's taxonomy places the organism in Eukaryota, Fungi, Glomeromycota, Glomeromycetes, Glomerales, Glomeraceae.